Messenger RNA from Macrosiphum euphorbiae (potato aphid), 1695 nucleotides. The record is from the annotation of a GenBank genome assembly. Lineage: Eukaryota; Metazoa; Arthropoda; Insecta; Hemiptera; Aphididae.
AUGCAAAAUCCGCUGUUAAAACUUUUCAAUUUUUGGAUACAGGUGUACAAAUCUAGUUUAAAAACAGAGAUUCCUGAAAGUUGUGUCAUUGUGAAUUAUGCUGAAGAAAAACAUCUAUACUUCCCAAGAGAGAAUGUCAAACACAAUGACGUGACUGGAGAGAUGUACCUACUACUCCUCAGGACGAGAGGAUCGCGACCAAAUUACACCACAUUUGCACCAGUUCCUGCAGAUAACUGUAUAGCAGUCGUGCCAAUAACCGUCAUGGGAGCUUACGUCACGUGGACGUUGGAAGUGUUGGCAUUUGCGAUUUUCGUCGUGGUCGCGGCCGUGGUGCCGUACGUCCGCCGGAAGCGCGACUACUGGACGAAUCGUGGGGUGCUGGCGGCGGCCGGUUACCGGUCAUUGGCAAACACGCUGCCGGGCGUCCGGCUGCACGACAGGUCACUGUCCGGUCACCGGAACGACGCUAAGGCCGCUGGCGUCGCCGUGCUAGGGCUCCACGACGCCGGCCGGCCGACCGCACUGGCGUGCGAUAUCCGGGUGGCCGCGGCCGCGAUGGCCAACGACGGCUUUGCCGAGGUGGAAACCAGAGGCGGCCGCGAGAUGAGCCUCUUACCGUCCGCGGUGGAUGCAGGUGCGGUGACCGCCGUGCUGCCGACCAUGGCCGUGUGCGUGGCCGAGCUCAUCACGUCGCUGGAGGCCGUGGCCAACCGUCGGCUAACCAUGGUGCCGUGGACGGAAGUGAAAAAGUGCGCUACAACGGUGGUGGCCACGUGCGUGUACGGCCAGCCGAUGGUCGACUCGCGGAUCAAAGCGUUCGCGGAACAGUGUGACAAGUCGUUGUCGGGUGCUGGCGGUCGGCCGACGUUCACCGACCAUUUUGCAUCGUACGACUUGUCGUCCGACGGACGAGCGUCGUCUUUCGAUUUCAAGCAGAUUUUACAGGCAGCCGCCGCAGACAGUGACAAAAUUGGUGCAGAUGUUGCCGACAAACAAGUGAGAUUAGAUAUGUUCGAGUUCGUGUCGGGCACUAUAGAACAGACGGCAGCUCUAGUAACGGGUGCGCUGUAUGAGUUAGCCCGCGACCAAAAUAUUCAAAAUCACCUUAGAGAGCACUUGGACAGCGUGCUGGACGAGCAUCAGGAACAAGUCACAAUCGACCAAUUGGAUCGGUUACCGUACUUGGAAAACGUGUUAAAAGAAACGUUGCGGAAGUACCCGCUGGCGGCCGUUGUGCGCCGCGUGGCCACCAAACCGUACGUUGUGCCCGGCACCGGUGGCCGUGGCACCAUCGAACCGGACACACUGAUCGUGGUGCCGGUGCACGAGCUGCACCAUGACGCCGAACACUUUCCCGAACCGGAAAAGUUCCUGCCACACCGAUUUCCCGGACAACUGUCGUCCGCGUACAUGCCACACGGCAGCGGACCGCAGUCCUACAUUGGUAAACAUUUCGUGGAGCUGGAAGCCAAGCUCGUCAUCGCCAUGCUGAUGUCCCGGUACGAAGUGCACGUGGACAGCGCCAAGUCAGGCACUCCACCGGACCCGUUGGACCCGAAGUCGUUCGAGGGCGUCCGAAUGACGGUGGCCAAUCGGAGCAGCGUCCGAGAGUCGACGAUGUACGCAUCUCUACGGAAGUUUCAUAUGAGCAACGACGUGAACGCUGGUGACCGGAAAUUCCUUUUUUUCUGA